Molecule: messenger RNA, 180 nt
Organism: Botrytis porri
Lineage: Eukaryota; Fungi; Ascomycota; Leotiomycetes; Helotiales; Sclerotiniaceae
Exons: 1
Coding region: 1-180 (59 amino acids)
Source: RefSeq, a predicted model, not a curated record
AUGUCCCUUACCCUCACCACCAUCUGGCGCACCCUCAAAAAACCCUUCUCCGCCCUCCACUUCGAGCUCAGCUACCCCGAGAGUGCCAGAACAGGUAAUGGACCCGCGGAUUUCUUUUCUCCACCUACGAGAACCGAGAGUCAGACAAGAGAGUGGGAACGGAGGAUGAUUAGACGGUAG